Molecule: messenger RNA, 2127 nt
Organism: Prorocentrum cordatum
Lineage: Eukaryota; Dinophyceae; Prorocentrales; Prorocentraceae
Source: the annotation of a GenBank genome assembly
AUGGUGCUCGCUGGUCUGCGGCUCGACUCUGCCCCCUGCGCCUCCGACAAUGCCGAGGCCGUUCCCCCGAAGUUGGUCAGCGACUCCGCGGGCAUGGCGGGCAGUGUGGCCGAGUGCUGGGGCAAGGUCUUCGAGCGCGCGCCGACCGAGGGGCAGAAGCUGCGGCUCAACCAGUUCCUCGACCGCUUCGCCCCGCAACGCCCUGUGGUGGAGCUACCGCGGCCGUCGCUGCACGCGCUGGAGCGUGCUGCUGCGCGGGCGCCGCCCAGCGCCCAUGGGCCUGACCAGCUGCCCUGCGCCGCGUGGCGGCGCAGUCCUGACGUCCUGCGUCACCUUCAUGCCCUGAUGGAACAGUUCUUCAACGAGGGCGUUGGGCCCCACGACCUCAACUGGUCGAUCUUCCUCUGCGUGCCGAGGGAAACUGAGACCGAGGACACCCCCGACACGUGCACUCGAACUGCCUCGACGGUCUGCGCGCUCUCCCUCAAGAAUGCUGACGCCAAGCUCAUUGCCUCCUGCGCGGAUCGCGCUCUCCAGUCCAUCGCCUCCGCUGCGACCGAUGCGUUGCAGAAGGGCUUCGCUGCUGGGCGGCGAUUCGUGGGCCGCGUCCCGUUUCUGGACGCGGAGUGCCACCGCGAGGGUUUCCUCCCCGGGGCUGCUCAGCGUCGACCGAUGUUGCUCUCCUACGACUCCCGCCAGGCUUUCCCGCCCCUCUUCCGUGACGUGAUCGACAUGGUGCUGCCGCGGUACGGCGUCCCGAAUGGCUUCCGCAACGUGGUCUCGGCGCUGUGCUGCAACUGCCUCUUCGGGCUCCAGUGUGGCAUCAUGCAGGGGUGCCCUCUCUCUGGCACGGUCUGGUGCUUGGGCAUGGGCGCCCCGAUCCGCGCGCUGAUCGAGGCGCUGGGGGGCCCUCCUGAGGGCUGCCUCACGGCGUGCGCGGAUGACCUGGGCAUGCUCAUCCGCAACGCCAGGGUCCCCCCGUCCAUGGCCUCGUCCAUCGGUGACAUCGAAUUCGCCUUCAACUUGCAGCUGGCGAUCCACAAGUUUGCGCUGGUCCCGCGCUGGGCCGAGGUCACCCCCAGCCUGAUCAGCGACACCAGCGAGUACCUGGCCGUGCUGGCCCCGCGGUGGAGUGGCUCCCGCAUCGACUCCUGUGCCAAAUACUUGGGCACGCGCAUUGGCCCAGGCAUCUCGGAGCAGGGCAUCUGGAAGGAAGCGGCGGCGAAGUGGUGGCCCCGUGCUGCGGAGCUGAGUCGCGCGGGAAUGGCGACCAGCCUUGCCGCCAUCGCUUACAACGUGAAUGUGCUCCCCUGCCUCUCCUACCUGGCCCAGUUCUUCUUCCUCGUCCCCGAGAUCUGGCGGGUCGAGUUCACGCUGCUCCACCGCCUCCUGCUUUUCCCGCCCUCGUCCAUGCGCAAGGCGGACAUUCUCUCCAUGGGCGCGUGGUGCGGCUCUCCAGCGCCGGUGGGCUUGCUCCCGUACUCAGUCGCCACGCCCCUCCGUGCCGCGGCCCACGCUACGCGUGGCUGGGUGCCUGCGCUGCGCGCUUUGCACGAGGCGGCGGUGCAGCACCUCCCGCUGGUGCGUGUACUUCGGGGCGCGUUGUCGCCGACCUGGUGGGCCACCAGGCGCGCCAUCGUCCAGACAUGCGGCCUCGUGAUGGACCAGUUUCUCGCCCUUCCACAUCCGCGUCCUGAGCUUGACAAGGUGCCCGCCCCUGUGCCGGCGCCCCUCGUCGAGGUGGCUCGCCGUGCUACGAUCGCCGAGGAGCUGGCGGCCGCCCGAGCUGUUCCGCCCAGGAAGGCCAAGCGCCAGGCUGCGGCGAUGCGCACCAGGGGUGGCCUCUACGACGACCGCCUCGACCAGCUGAUCGGCCGCCGCCUGAGGCGCUGUGGCCUGGAGGCGCCCGCCGAGGAGCUCCGCGCGCGCUGGCUGGAGCUCCGCGCUGAACUGCGUGUGGCUCGCCCUUCGUGGCUAUGGUCGCGGCUGCACACCGUGGUCAACGGAUGGAUCACGUCGUGCCUCUCGCUCGUGCAUCAUGGGUUGCGACGCGAUGGGCGACCUGUCGCGCUACAUGGACUGCGUGAGGCUUCGCAGCGCUGUCGCUGCCCCUGCGGAGCCGAAUGA